AUGGAACCAAAUGUUGGUGAUAAGGAUCUUGUUGAAGAGUCAAAAGAGGGAAUGUCAUUUUCCUCAGUUGAGAAAGUAAGGGCAUACUAUACUAAGUAUGCAAAACAAGUUGGUUUCGGAGUGACAAAGCGAAGUUCCAAAGUCGGAGAUAAUGGAAAAGUAAGAUAUUUCACCCUUGCUUGUGUCCGUCAAGGCACUUCUACGAGCACAUCGUCGAAUAUUCUUAAACCGAGACCGAUGGAACACAAUGGAUGUAAAGCAAAGAUCAAUGCGAUAUUGGAUUCUGAAGGUGAAUUUUGCUUGACCCAUGUUGUCCUUGAGCACACUCAUGCUCUCAGUCCUGGAAAAGCAAGAUAUAUUAGAUGUCAUAAGAGAUUGGAUGAGCCAAUGAAGAGAAGAUUAGAAUACAAUGAUAUGGCCGGCAUUCAAUUGAGCAAGAACUACAAUUCUUGCGUCGUUGAGGCAGGAGGGCACAAAAUGAUGGUUUCUAUUAUGUCAUGGACGUUGACAAUGAAACCAGACUACGCAAUGUAUUUUGGGUGGAUGCACGUACGUAGUAGAGCUGCAUACAAGUCGUUUGGUGAUGUUAUAACUUUCGAUACGGCGUACUUGACCAAUGCAUACAAAAUGCCAUUCGCUCCUUUUGUGGACGUUAAUCAUCAUGAAGCCAUUAUAACAGACCAAGAUAAAGCUAUGCGAAAUGCAAUUGCUAAGGUGUUCCCUAAAUCUCGACACCGGUUUUGCUUGUGGCAUAUAAUGAAAAAAGUUCCCGAGAAAUUUAGAUCACACAGUCAAUAUGAUGGCAUCAAAAGUCAGCUACACAGGUGUGUUUAUGACACAUUGACUCCUGAUGAAUUUGAGUGCUGUUGGCUACAAUUUCUUGAUAAUUUUGAUCUACAUGAUAAUCCUUGGCUUGAAUGGCUAUAUUCUAAGCGUCAUCUUUGGGUGCUAGUGAUUGAACUGAAAUAUUGCAUGUUUUAG
This is a messenger RNA of Carya illinoinensis, 981 nucleotides long. RefSeq names its product protein FAR1-RELATED SEQUENCE 5-like. Bases 1 to 981 code for a protein of 326 amino acids. The transcript has 4 exons. Gene Ontology annotation, biological process: regulation of DNA-templated transcription. The record is from RefSeq and is a predicted model, not a curated record. NCBI's taxonomy places the organism in Eukaryota, Viridiplantae, Streptophyta, Magnoliopsida, Fagales, Juglandaceae.